This is a messenger RNA of Varanus komodoensis (Komodo dragon), 5704 nucleotides long. It is a transcript of the gene EHMT1, whose product is annotated as euchromatic histone lysine methyltransferase 1. Lineage: Eukaryota; Metazoa; Chordata; Lepidosauria; Squamata; Varanidae. Gene Ontology annotation, molecular function: zinc ion binding; p53 binding; histone H3K9 methyltransferase activity. Gene Ontology annotation, cellular component: nucleus. The record is from RefSeq and is a predicted model, not a curated record.
UCCACCGAGCAUGCUCCCGAGCACCCCUUGUGGGGUGAGAACGCAUGGAGAGUGGAAGCUAGGCCUGCCUGAAGGCCCUGAUGAGACUCUCCAAAGCCAGCGCAGACAAGACUGGAGGGACCCGAGGUUUUUCAAAAUGGACAAUUUCCUGCCAUCAGGAGGGUGCUGGGCACGAGGCUAGUUUGCCAGACAGAUCCUAAGCAUGCUUACAGUUAAGGAGACAAGAGGAGAAGUUGGGAAUCAUUUUGGCGUCUUUUUGUCAGUGACUGCCUGCAUGAGGAGACCACUCUUCGUUUGGCGACCUUUGAUGAGUAAAGGGGAUGCCAGAAGAGAGAUCUGCAUGAAGACUGAACUGUUGAAAGAUAUCACCAACAACAAAGAGGAAGGAUUUAAUGCUAUGGCAGCUGAUGAAAGUGCCAUAGAGAAGCAAGUUGGGGAACCCAAGAUGGCCCCCGAUGGCGAAACCAACGGCUCCUGUGAGUGCAGUGAGACCAAGAGCCCCUCCGGUGCAGCGAAGAACCCUAAGGACAAUGCAAAACUGAGCCCAGGGGAUGCCACGGCCAAGAUAAAUAGAAUCACCGAGAACGGCAUUUCUGAGAGAGACAAUGACACUGUAAAGCAAAACCACAUAAAAGCAAACGAUUUCACACAGACUGCGGUCACGGGGAGCAAUGGAUACGUUUUACCCAAGCACGUGGCUCAGGAGCUACCCAUAAGGACUACCAGCGGUGCUUUUGCUUCCCUCACUGGCCACGCCGCAAAAACCCUCCCCUCCACGGGAAGCAAAGGGCGCGCGCUGAGCACCUUCCCCCAGGCGCCAGCUAAACCCGGGGAGGCCGCGAAGGACGGUGAGGUUAAGAAAUCCGCUGCAGCAAAUGCCAGCAUCAAGGUCCACAGGGCUCGGAAGACGAUGCCCAAGUCUGCUUCCAGCAUGCAUACAACUAAAGACCCCAAAGAAGCAAAAGCACCUAAGGAAGAUGGCAGCAAAAAUGUUCUGGAGUUUGGGAAGCCCCUGUCCUUGCCCCCUGUCCCUGGCCUUCAUUCAUCUCUACCUCAGAACCAGAGCUAUGUGGCCGCCUCAAAAUCACAGACAGCUGCUUCGGUAUCUCGGAAGAAAAAACGAAGAAUGGGAACGUACAGCCUGGUUCCUAAGAAAAAGACCAAAGUUUUAAAGCAGAGGACUAUGAUUGAGAUGUUCAAAAGCAUCACUCAUUCCUCUUCAGGUGGCAAGUGUAUUCAGGACGAAAAGGGAGAUGCCAGUCCUCACGUGAACGGGGAAAGAUUAGAAAUGGAUUCCGAAGAGGAAGACUCUGACGAACUGGAAGAGGACGAGCGUGGGACCGAGCAGCCCCCCGCCUUUCCCACAGAGGACAACAGAAUUGCUAAGGAGGAGAACGCGGAAGCCGACAAUGUCCGAAAGAUCCUCGAUGGAGAUUCGGAGGCGGAGAGAGACUCGGGAGAAUCUGCAGAAGAGGAGGAGGAUGGUGACGAGUCUGACUUGAGUUCAGAAUCCUGCCUCAAGAGGAAGAUGAUGAAGAAGAAGGGGAAGACGGAAAGCCCCUGGCUGAAGCCCACCCGGAAGAGGCGGCGGAGAAGUAAAAAGAAACAAGGAGGUGCUUUAGGUUCAGAAGCCUAUAAGCAACCUUUGGGGAGUGGAGAAGGAGCCAGGCAGGAGAAUAGCAUGGAGUACAUGGAGGUCUCUCUGGAUUCCUUGGAUCUUCGAGUAAAGGGAAUUCUAUCUUCGCAAUCAGAAGGUCUUUCCAAUGGCCCGGGAGCAAUGGAAGCGGACAGUCUCCAGGAAGUGCCUCUCUGUAGCUGUCGAAUGGAAACGCCCAAAAGCCGGGAGAUCACGACACUCGCCAACAACCAGUGCAUGGCAACCGAAAGCGUGGAUAAAGAGCUGAGCCGAUGCACAAACCGUGUGCUGAAGAACGAGCUGAUGCGUCCUUCCAACAAAGUCCAGCUCCUGGUGCUGUGCGAGGACCACAGAGGGAGGAUGGUGAAGCACCAGUGCUGCCCUGGUUGUGGCUUCUUUUGUGCAGCGGGGACCUUCAUGGAAUGCCAGCCGGAGAGCAGCGUCUCCCACCGGUUCCACAAGGACUGCGCUUCCCAGGUCAAGGGGCUGAGCUACUGCCCCCACUGUGGGGAGGAGGCCUCCAAGGCGAAAGAAGUGACUGUGGCGAAGGCGGACACCACCUCCACGCUUCUGCUGACCUACGAGCCGAAGAAGCCCGGCCCCUCGGAGGGCAGGGCAGACACGACGACCGGAAGUGGGACGGGAACGCAGCCAUCUGAAGAAGGUAGAUCGGAGAGCUCAUCUGCUGAAGGUUUUGACUUGGCUGGGACGUCGGCCUUUCCUAAACCUGCCCCAACUGGUUUAUCUCAGGGACCAGUUAAAGAAACCUUGGAAAGUGCUUUGAUUGCCCUCGAUUCAGAAAAACCCAAGAAGUUGCGGUUUCACUCCAAACAGCUGUACUUCUCUGCAAGGCAAGGGGAACUGCAGAAGGUUCUGCUCAUGCUGGUGGACGGGAUUGACCCCAACUUCAAAAUGGAGCACCAGAAUAAGAGAAGCCCCCUCCACGCAGCUGCAGAGUCCGGACACGUCGAUGUUUGCCAUAUGCUGGUUCAGGCUGGUGCUAAUAUAGACAACUGCUCUCAGGACCAGCGGACACCCCUCAUGGAGGCAGCGGAAAACAACCACCUGGAGACCGUGAAAUACCUCAUCAAGGCCGGCGCGUUAGUGGAUCCCAAGGAUGCAGAAGGUUCAACGUGUUUGCACCUGGCGGCAAAGAAGGGCCAUUACGACGUGGUGCAGUAUCUCCUGUCCAACGAGCAGGUGGACGUCAACUGCCAGGAUGAUGGGGGCUGGACGCCCAUGAUAUGGGCCACGGAGUAUAAGCACGUCGAGCUGGUGAAGCUGCUGCUGGCCAAGGGGUCCGACAUCAACAUCCGUGACAAUGAGGAGAACAUUUGUUUACAUUGGGCCGCUUUCUCGGGGUGCGUCGACAUAGCGGAUAUUUUGCUGGCCGCGAAGUGUGACUUGCAUGCGGUGAACAUCCACGGAGAUUCCCCCUUGCACAUAGCCGCACGAGAGAACCGCUACGAGUGUGUGGUACUCUUUCUCUCCCGAGGCUCGGACGUCACCCUGAAGAACAAGGAGGGCGAGACUCCCCUGCAGUGUUCGAGUCUCAACUCUCAAGUCUGGGUUGCCCUGCAGAUGAACAAAACCCUCAAAGAAUCGGCUCCAGAGAAGCCCCUCCGGAUGGAAAAGAUUCUGAGCAGAGACAUCGCCCGUGGUUACGAGCGGAUCCCGAUUCCGUGCAUCAAUUCUGUAGACAACGAGCCAUGCCCUAGCAACUACAAAUACGUUUCCCAGAACUGUGUGACUUCCCCCAUGAACAUCGACAGGAACAUCACGCACCUGCAGUACUGCGUGUGCACAGACAAUUGCUCUUCCAGUAAGUGCAUGUGUGGACAGCUGAGUGUGCGCAGCUGGUACGACCGGGAUGGGCGGCUCUUGCCCGAGUUCAACACGGCCGAGCCACCGUUGAUCUUCGAGUGCAACCACGCCUGCUCUUGCUGGAGGACCUGCCGGAACCGCGUGGUGCAGAACGGGCUCCGGGCCCGAUUGCAACUUUUUCGCACAAGGAAGAUGGGCUGGGGCGUGCGGACGAUGCAAGACGUUCCACUGGGAACCUUCGUUUGCGAGUAUGUUGGAGAGCUGAUCUCUGAUUCAGAGGCAAAUGUACGUGAAGAAGACUGCUAUCUUUUUGACCUUGGCAACAAGGACAGGGAAGUGUACUGCAUAGAUGCCCGGUUCUACGGCAACAUCAGCCGCUUCAUCAACCAUUUCUGCGAGCCAAACCUGAUCGCCGUGCGAGUGUUCAUGUCCCACCAGGACCUGCGCUUCCCUCGGAUUGCCUUCUUCAGCAGCAGGGACAUCCAGGCUGGAGAAGAGAUCGGGUUCGACUACGGCGAGAGGUUCUGGGACAUCAAGGGCAAGUACUUCAGCUGCGUGUGCCGCUCGCCCAAGUGCAGGCACUCCAGUGCAGCUCUGGCCCAGCGGCAAGCGAGCCCCUCCGCCUCCCCAGAAACACCGGAGAACCGGCUCCCCGACACCAGCUCUGCCGCCCCACCGCCGUCGCCGUGGCAGCCAACCCCUUCUGAGGGCCCGGCACCCCACGCCACCUUCAGGAUCCACGGCCGGUUUGCAUUUUGUCUUCUCUCCGCAAGAAAGGAAACUCGCGAGCUUCGCAGCACCCUGGCACGGCCGCCCCCGGACGAACGGGCAAGGUGCCUUCGGUGCCCCCCACCCCCCCCAGCUCAGCCUUCCACACUCGCGACACGCCAGGAAAGAGCGGAGCGCACGGUGCAAGCCCGGAGGGGGGCGGUCCUCGUCUCCCCUCCGGGGUCUCAUAACACAGGCCAAGGGAAAGGUGUGUGUCUCUCUCGCUCUCCCUCCUCCCUCCCUCCCUCCCUCCCUCCCUCCCUCCCUCUCUCUCUCUCUCUCUCUCACACCCACCCACCCACCCACCCACCCACCCCUUUGGAAGGAUGCAAACUGAACAGACGGCUCACAACCACUUUCCCUGCUGGUCGUACUAAACUCUGGACGGCGCCGAUCGAUCCUCAGAGCAAAGUCUGGACAGUGCCGAUAGACCCCUUUGGCACGGCUGUGGGGGAGCUUGCUUGCACCUGGACCAAGCUCCCUUCCUCUCGCUCGCCACGGCGUCGUCCUGGGCCCCGGGCCUGCUCGAGACCUCGUGCGGGGAGCCCCUAGUUGGCCACCCUCGUUCUCCCACCUCAAUUUGCCCAAACCUGGCAGUUGUUCUCAGAGUCCUGUCCGGGCGUCUCCGUUACAGACCAGCUCCUGGGCGUGUUCCCCCUUCCCUGCUGGCUCUCUCUUCACAUUAGUGGAUCCGCCCCCUUCUUUCCAUCAUGCUAGGAACCUAAUAGGAACACAUCUUCAAUGACACUAACUCCUAAGAGCAAAGGAGGGUGGGGUUCGCUGUUUUUAAUUCUGAAAACUGGCAUUUAUAGAGACCCUGUCCUGGGCAUUUCUUCAGCAGACUCUCAGAAACUGGGCACCCCCCGGACAUGGUGUGAGAAGAUUGACUUGUGCCAUCUCCACUUUUCGGGUCUGUUCUCCCCCCCCCCCCUUUUAAGCUACGCAUUAUGAGGUUGAAGUUGGACUGAACUGAGUUUAUUUUUUACCAUUGGACGCUGAACCUGAAAAGCUCCGAAUGAACCUGCCCUCACCCAAGCAACUAAACGGUGCUGAUUUAGUGUGAUUUUUACUCACUGCGUGAAUAUACAUUUCAGUUGUAUAAUAAAAAGGAAAAAAAGAACAAAGUGAUUUUAGUAUAUAAUGCAGGGACAAAACCCCACAAAACCUUUUUUAAAAAUUGUUAGUAUUGUAGUGAGAAUAAAUCCGCCAUCCCCUUUUGUGUGAUGGCAAAGCAGGGUCAUUUUAUUUUUCAUAUAUCCUUAAAUACUGUAAUUAGUGCAGUACCAGGUUUGGGGGCUUUUUUUUUUUUUGGUGCAUCUCUUCUAAACCAUUCAUAUUGCCGGGUGUUUUAUUUUCGUUUUUUUUUUUCCUCCCUGUUCCAUGUUUUUGACCGUUUUAAAGGAGCUGUCUUUCGGCUCCUGUCACUUCCUUGUUCUGUUUUCAAUGAGAUCAAUAAAAAGUGCUUUAAAAACGGAA